This is a messenger RNA of Eruca vesicaria subsp. sativa (arugula), 618 nucleotides long. Lineage: Eukaryota; Viridiplantae; Streptophyta; Magnoliopsida; Brassicales; Brassicaceae. The record is from the annotation of a GenBank genome assembly.
AUGAACAACGUGGAGUGGACGAUAGCGGAGAUGUUGAAUAAUCCUGAGAUUUUGGAGAAAGCCACCAAUGAAUUGGACAUGGUAGUUGGUAAAGACAGACUUGUGCAAGAAUCAGACAUACCACAACUCAACUACAUCAAAGCUUGUAGUAGAGAAUCUUUCCGGCUUCACCCAACUAAUGCCUUCUUGCCUCCUCAUGUAGCCCGAAAAGAUACUACUCUCGCUGGUUAUUUUGUUCCCAAAGGCAGUCAAAUUCUUGUGGGCCGUCUAGGGCUUGGUCGCAAUCCUAAUAUAUGGGACGAGCCUAACGUGUUCAAGCCCGAACGCCACCUCGCUGGCCAUGUUGGUAAUUCUUUCGAUGUGACUUUGAUGGAGCCUGAGAUGCGAUUCAUAAUAUUCAGCACUGGUCGGCGUGGCUGCCCAGGUACUAAAAUUGGGACAUCUAUGACCAUAAUGUUGCUAGCCAGGCUUCUUCAGGGGUUUGAAUGGACCCUCCCUAAUGGUGCAAGUCAAGUCAAGCUUGUUCCAGCGGAUAGUAACUUGUUCAUGGCCAAACCUCUACUCGCAUGUGCGAAACCAAGGUUGGCUCCAACUUUGUAUUCCAAAAUUCAGGUCUAA